Messenger RNA from Sphaeroforma arctica JP610, 1387 nucleotides. RefSeq lists its product as hypothetical. The transcript has a single exon. NCBI's taxonomy places the organism in Eukaryota, Ichthyosporea, Ichthyophonida. Gene Ontology annotation, molecular function: hydrolase activity. The record is from RefSeq and is a predicted model, not a curated record. The coding region runs from base 153 to 1322 and encodes 389 amino acids.
CUGAUAUACAAGUUACAACUAUAAUAUCAUAUACAUAUCUUAGCCUUUCACUGAAAUAUUGGAGGAUUGUAUUUAUAUAAUUAAACUAUAUAUAUAUAUCGCCAAAGCCCUGCACCGUCAGAGAUAUUUUCAUUGUUCUGUCAUAUAGUAAAAUGAAGCGUACCUGUAGCAGCACGCACAAAACCCAUGAGAUUGUACAAUAUUUAAAAACGAAGUUUCCGUUAGCGUACGAGCUCUUCUGGAGUAUUUUGCUUAAGCUCGGCGGCAGCAUAGUGUUGGUUAUAAAUUAUCUUUUAGACACAGCCGGGGCGUGGUUUAUAGAGAACUAUCAUCUCAAAGGUCAAUGGCCUCAUAUUGGCGGGGAUCACUCCCAGGACUUCGUAUCGCCUCCAGCCAAAGACGUUGACGUGAGAAUGCUCGAGGCUCAAUACGGCCCAGAUGCAAAUGAGACGGUUGACGUACUCAGACAUCAAAGCGGUGAAAGCGAUGAGAUAUUAGUAUAUCUCCAUGGUGGGGGCUGGCUGGCUGCUAACUCUGCGGUAUUGCUACACAGUGUGGUGCCCUUUGUUCGCAAUGGAUAUACCGUAUACAGCGCCAACUACCCCCUUGCACCUAAACACCGCUUCCCAGGACCAUUGGUGUCCAUACUAAGGCUCUUACACUGGUUGCGCACGGAAAGGAAGAUUAAAUCGGUCCAAAUGCUUGGCGACUCAGCUGGCGGGAAUCUGGUUACCAUAGCAGCGGCCUUGAUUGAGAAUCCACAGUUAUACUGUGAGUUCACAGAGAGUGUGUUGCCAUUGGGUAUCGAUAUGCGUGACUGGAAUUUCCCUACAAUCAAGGCUGUAGCAAGCGCAUAUGGUAUUAUGUGUCAGGGCGAGGGUUGGAGCAAUCAAUUAGAUACUAUCGGUCCCAUAGAGAAUUCUAUCGGCCACUUUAUAUACGCAUUUGGCAUGCGAAUGUACAGGAGUAGAGACAACAUAUUCGACAAUCGCUUUACAUUAAUUGACCUGUAUAUGCGAUCGCCCAAGUCAUUCUGUAAAAUGCCGCCCACAUUCUUAUUCUGCGGGGAUAAGGAUCAUCUGUCGCUUAGCAACCAGUUGGCCUUUGAAUCGCUGCGAGACAUGGGAGCAGAUGUCCGGUAUACUGUGUACCCAGGAAGACAUGCGUUUUUUGGUCUUCCUCCGAGUUGGAUUGGCAAAGAUGCAGUCAGAGAGUCUUCUUUGCCUGCACUUAUUGCAUGUCUCGAUUUUUUUAAGUCAGCUCAGAAAGUGAACGAUUUACGGAACACAGUUAAUUUGGAGAGAAUACCUUUACCCUAUUAAAAUAUUCUAAUAUAAAUAUAUAUAUAUAUAUAUAUAUAUAUAUGUAUAUACUAGCGGUACUCGCA